Messenger RNA from Entrophospora candida, 464 nucleotides. Lineage: Eukaryota; Fungi; Glomeromycota; Glomeromycetes; Entrophosporales; Entrophosporaceae. The record is from the annotation of a GenBank genome assembly.
ACAAUUCUUUUCUGUUCUCCCCAAAAACAACAUUACAAGGAAUUUGAUAAGAUGGUGGGAACAACAAUACAAUUAAUGCCAGUAUGGUCAUGGAAUGAGGUCAAUGAAUGCAGGAUUGGUAUGUUCAAUCAUCUUGAAGAAGCAAAGGUUGAGGAUUUCUACUCACGCUGGGGAGGGAUUCCUCGAUUCAUCCUAGAAAAGGCUCUAGAUUCCUCUCAGCAAAAACAUCUUGAAGAUGCAAUUAGCAAGAGUAAUGGGAGAUUAUUUGAAUUUGUUGGAGAAAUUGACCAUGCUGAUGAUGUCAGUCACAGGAUCAUUCAUAUCCACACAAAUCUACCCAAUGAAGAUGGAGGAGAGAACAAAGAGUGUGAAGAGGCUCCCUACAUUCAAAAGUUCAUACGAUUUGCAUCUGAAUGGGUGGCUGAAAAAGUGAUGGACAAACUUGAAAGGAAUUACAGUCAACA